AUGGCCUUGGCAUUGCCAAGGUUUGCGUUGUUCCAAUCAACUGUCCGCCAAAAAAACUACUUGCGCUACAUGCACGAGGAUGGGGAGCAACAUGGGUUUCUCCAAUUCAGUGGAGAGGAGAUCGUGAGCCCAUAUUCAAAGUUCGAAAUUGAGAGGGCAAAGAAUGAUAAUGCAUUUGUCCACAUAAGAUGCUGUUACAAUAACAAAUACUGGGUAGCUAACUCAAUUAGCUCUGACUCCUUCAUUAUUGCAGGGGCUGAUGAACCUAACGAAGACCAAUCCCAAUGGUCAUGUACGCUGUUCGAGCCUAUUCUGGUAGAUGGUGAAGGAGGUAGUAGUAGUAGUAGUAGUAGUAGUAGUAGUAGUACUGUAUAUGUUCGAUUUCGCCACGUUAAGCUCGGGCACUAUUUAAGGUCCCUGAUGACCAGAGACCACUACCAUGCCUGCGUAUCCACUAGUUAUGAUAGGCGUUAUUAUAUCGAUGAUCACAUGAACCAUGUUAUCUCCCUGAUGUUUAUGUCCCUUGUGUCCCGGAUGAGAGACCGCUACCAUGCCUGCCCAUACGUACGACCAACAGCUCCUGCUAGGCUCGAUGUUUUCGGUAUCAUCGAUUGGGAAUUGCUGUUGAUAUUGCCCAAACACAUCGCGCUCAAGGGAGACAACGGCCUAUACCUCAGUGCCCAAAGGAUCGACCGACACCAGUAUCUGCAGUUCGCGUCCAGUGACAAUGGAGAUCCGACUGUUGGGAAUGAGGUGUUCAUCACUAAAGGUGGAAGCGUCCGCAUCAAGAACAAUCACUUUGGCAAAUUCUGGAGGCGCAGCCCUAAUUGGAUCUGGGCUGACUCGGAUGACACCACCACCAACAACUUGGACACGUUGUUCUACCCCGUAAAAGUUGGUGACAAUGUCAUCGCUCUUCGCAAUUUGGGUAACAACAAUUUCUGCAACAGCGCGCACAAGAAUUAUCUCAAGGCUGCAGUAACCACGCUUUCCAGGGAGGCACGCUUGGUGGUUGAAGAGCUUGUUAUCUCAAGGAAAAUUUACAAUGUCAAUUUUCGCCUCUUGGAUGCGAGUAUCUACAACCAGAAAAUUAUUACAAUGGUAACUAAAACUGCCACUAACAAUACACAAGUAUCCAACAUUACAACACUGAAGCUCAUCCGUAAAGAGACUAGGAGCACUACUUGGAAGGGCAGCGUUUCCUUGAAGUUAGGCGUGAAAACAAAUAUCCAAACGGGUAUUCCACUCGUAGUAGAAGGACAGGUUGAACUUUCGACUGAGUUUACCGGAAAUUAUGAGUGGGGCGAAACUGUGUCAACGGAGAGCGCAGUGGAGACGGAGUACACAAUCACCGUGCCGCCAAUGAGCAAGGUCACUGUAAGUCUCCUAGCGACACAGGGUUCAUGCAGCGUUCCGUUCUCUUAUACUCAGCGCGACACGCUAAUGAACGGCAAGCAAGUUAUCCACGACUUUGACGAUGGAGUUUACACUGGCAUCAACAGCUUCAACUUCUUCUACGAAACCAAACAAGAAAAGCUGUGA
Molecule: messenger RNA, 1542 nt
Organism: Rhododendron vialii
Lineage: Eukaryota; Viridiplantae; Streptophyta; Magnoliopsida; Ericales; Ericaceae
Exons: 1
Coding region: 1-1542 (513 amino acids)
Source: RefSeq, a predicted model, not a curated record